This is a messenger RNA of Plectropomus leopardus (leopard coralgrouper), 1288 nucleotides long. It is a transcript of the gene max, whose product is annotated as myc associated factor X. NCBI's taxonomy places the organism in Eukaryota, Metazoa, Chordata, Actinopteri, Perciformes, Serranidae. Gene Ontology annotation, biological process: positive regulation of transcription by RNA polymerase II. The record is from RefSeq and is a predicted model, not a curated record. Gene Ontology annotation, molecular function: protein dimerization activity; DNA-binding transcription factor activity. Gene Ontology annotation, cellular component: RNA polymerase II transcription regulator complex.
UGGAGGAGUCCUCCUCGGAUCUGUCCAAACAGUGAGCGUUUAGCAGCCUGUCUGUUGGAGCGCCGCUCGGUGCUAAACUGCUUCAUGUUGUUUUUUUAGCCUCCCGUCCCUUUAAACUAGACUAUUGUAUCGAAGAAUGAGUGAUAACGAUGAUAUCGAAGUCGAUAGUGACGAAGACUCGCCGAGAUAUCACUGUGUGGCAGACAAACGGGCACACCACAAUGCGCUGGAGCGCAAACGUAGGGACCACAUCAAAGACAGCUUUCACAGCCUCCGGGACUCGGUACCCGCCCUGCAGGGAGAAAAGGUUGGUAAAGCUCAGCCUGCAGCUCCACCAGGCACACCAGGUUCAGGUUCUCAUCAGUCUACCAAACAGGCGUCUCGAGCUCAAAUCCUAGACAAAGCCACAGAGUACAUCCAAUACAUGAGGCGAAAAAAUCACACGCACCAGCAGGACAUCGACGACCUGAAGAGGCAGAACGCACUGCUGGAACAACAAGUCCGUGCUCUGGAGAAGGUGAAGGGCUCCGCGCAGCUCCAGGCCAGCUACUCAUCUUCCGACAGCAGCCUGUACACCAACCCCAAAGGCAGCGCCGUGUCGGCGUUCGACGGAGGCUCCGACUCCAGCUCCGAGUCUGAGGCCGAGGAGCCUCCCAACAGGAAGAAGCUGCGCGUGGAGGCCAGCUAGAGAGUGGAGCGGUAAAAAGCUGGCUAAGGUCGAGGCGGCGGGGCACAAAGGAGGGCAAGAGGAAACGCAGCCUUUCGAGGCUCAACGACCCCUCCCCCCUCUCAUGCCCACAACCACCAACCUCGGCCUCCGUCACCGUCCUCCUCUCUCCUCCAUCUGUGGGUGGGCUCGCACUGGAGACUCAUGACCCCUCUGACCUCCUCACACCGCCGCCACAAUUGUCUCUCUCUCCACCCGAUCUCCAGAAUCAGGAGGGAGGAAGUCUGCAGGGUGGAAGAUGACUGCUUCAAUCCAUGUAGAGAGCUUCAGGUUUUUUCCCGUCCCCGUCCCUCCCUCCCUCUCUCUCUUUUCUCUCCGGCAUUGGUAUUUCCCCCCCGGCAACAUCUACAAUCCAAAACCCAAAAAGAGGCAGCUUGGCUACUUAAGGACUUGAUGCUUUUUUUGUACCCUCAAUAAAGCCCCUCCUCCUCCCCGGGUUGUUUUUUGGGGGGGAAGGGCGCGCCUGGCGUACUCCAAGCACUGCUAUAUUAUAUAUUUUUGUUUUUGUUUAUUUUGUUAUUCUUGAUAAAAACCUGUUUAGAAUUUACACACACACACACA